AACGCGCACAUACACCGCCGGUCCCCCUAGCGAAGCGUCGAAGAGGCGGGCGGCGCUUGUCGGGCUCUCGCAGCGCUGGGUCCUCCUUCCCUGCGUGUCUUCACACCGUUCCUGCGGCCAUGGCACCUCGGCGGAGCGGGCCGAUGUGAGCGCACCGCGCAGGGGACAGCGGAGCACUGCAAUGCACGGCAGAUGAGCGGUGAUGGCGAUGCCCCGAAAAGAUUUGUAACUUAUAAAGAAAAGGACUCGCAUCUAUACAGUCUGUACUAAACACACGGUACUUUAGAUUAAGAGGGAUCGUACUUUUCUUGUUCUGUUUUAAAACACCACUGAAAUCAAGAAUGGGCAGCGGGAAAACACGCUUUUAUUUGGGAUGUUGGGGACUGUCUUUAGUCCUGUGCUUGAUCCCAUUGUGUGCACACGGGAUCUUGCUUGAGGCCAACGUCACUGAGACGGGAAGCCAGGCAAACUCGUCCCGGGCCGCACGCAGGCCCCGUGGCUGGGAGGAGGCCGGUAGCGGGAUGAUGGGGGACAACGUGCUGGGCCCCGACGGCAGCCCCAACGUGGCAGAAGACGACCACCUGAUGUCAGCGGCGAUCACCGAGAUGCCGCCGUCUCACACCCCGACUGGCAUCCCGCCCGAGAGGGACGAAGAGCCCAUGCUGGACCUGGAUGACAGCCGUACCCCGCAGCAGUCUGGCCCCCUGCCCGUGCAGCCCCACCCGGUGGUCUUCACCGUGAGCUACACGGACCCCGAGCUGCAACAGAGAGAGCUCCAUCCCUCAGCCGCAAAGCCUACCACUCACGAACUACGGGGAGUAGAACCCAAGUCCUGGCUGACUAACAUUUACGGCUACUUGGAUAACUACUCCACCACCAAGCCCUACGGCGAAGACGACUCUGUGUCCACCACCGACAUGAUGGACGAAAACCUCCUGCACUCCACUCCGCCAUCGGUGCCCGUGUACCCCCGCGGUCCACGCCCCAUCUCUCCUGUUGACACUCUAUCCAGUGGGUCUGGAAGGAAUGAGGUUCCUCGACACCCUCCGAGCAGCACCAGCACCAGCGGGUCCGACUGCCGGCUCGGCUACGUGACAAGCAACGGGACCUGCCGCUCGCCAUGUGACCUCUUCCCCAGCUACUGCUUCAACGGUGGCCAGUGCUAUCUGGUGGAGGGCAUGGGCAUCUUCUGCAGGUGCAAUGUGCAGGACUACAUCUGGCACAAGGGGUCGCGCUGCGAGUCGGUGAUCACGGAGUUCCAGGUGAUGUGCAUCGCCGUGGGAACCGCUGCCCUGCUGGUGCUGUUGCUCCUCAUGAUCACCGUCUUCUUUGGCAAGAAGCUGCACCUGCUGAAGACCGAGAACCACCGGCUGCGCAGACGCAGCAGUAAGCACCGCCCCACGUCGGAGCAGCACAAUGAUAAUUUCUCACUGUCCACCAUCGCUGAGGGCUCCCACCCAAAUAAAACUAUGAACAGAUACACCUGGGAGUUUAAGACCAAAGAGGAGCCCACCGACGAGACGAACGGGAAGAUUGUGGAGACGAAAACAAAAGCUUCAGAGCUUCCCAGCAUUUCGGAUGAUCCUAAUGCCCAGAAUAAACUGGAGGACCCCGUGAAAGCCCCCCCGCCUAAGGAGGAUGAGCCCCUCAACAUCCAGAACUCGCUCACCCCCAAACAUGAGAACAACAAGGUGGCUGCUGAGGAGAACUCGUCCGACGUGAACUCGCUGCAGAACAACAUGAUGUAGUGCCACUGCCCCACCACAAGGUGGCAUGCUCAUCCUAAUUCCCCCAUCUCACCCUGUCAAGAACAGGCAGUCCAUGUGCCCGCCUUCCCCCACAUCCUGUGCUCCCUGUGUCAUUUCCCCCUCCCCACCCAGCCCUUACCCUACUGCAUUACAGCAUGCGUUGGUAUUUUUUGUACAGAUAUAAAAAAAAAAAGAUUUACAAAGCAAAAAACUUAGAAAGACAAAAGUUUUAAAUCUGCAAGGUUUUAAUGUUUGACUAAUUUGUUGAGUACGUAUAAAUAUAUGGAAAACAAUGUGAAUUGGUAUAAGAGAACAUGAUGUGGUUUUUUUCAUUGACGUGUUUCUAAUCCUUUGAUGUAUUUGCAGUUUUUUUUUGUACUUUUUUUGGGAAUACAGGCUACGUCAGAAAAAAACGUUUGGACAGUUGUUGAAUAAACCUUUUUAACACUGAA
This is a messenger RNA of Paramormyrops kingsleyae, 2200 nucleotides long. Lineage: Eukaryota; Metazoa; Chordata; Actinopteri; Osteoglossiformes; Mormyridae. The record is from RefSeq and is a predicted model, not a curated record.